Messenger RNA from Schizophyllum commune H4-8, 3261 nucleotides. RefSeq names its product DNA/RNA polymerase. The record is from RefSeq and is a predicted model, not a curated record. Gene Ontology annotation, biological process: mitochondrial transcription. Gene Ontology annotation, cellular component: mitochondrial DNA-directed RNA polymerase complex. NCBI's taxonomy places the organism in Eukaryota, Fungi, Basidiomycota, Agaricomycetes, Agaricales, Schizophyllaceae. The transcript has 4 exons. Bases 1 to 3261 code for a protein of 1086 amino acids. Gene Ontology annotation, molecular function: DNA-directed RNA polymerase activity; mitochondrial promoter sequence-specific DNA binding.
AUGUCCAAGACUGUCGCCGAACUCACGACCGUCGAGUCCGUCGGCUCUUCCUUCCCUGACGUGCUUGAAGGCGUCCCGGAUGUGCGACCAGUCGAGCUUGAGCGAAUACAGAAGGACGAGACGAAUCCGGACGGCUCGCCCAAGAAAGUCUCCGAAAUGCCCUUCAACCUGUCCAACCUCCGCAAGCACCUCUCCCAGAUCACCCUCGCCCGCCGCGUCCUGCCCGAAGACCUUGUCGCCCGUCAGAAGCUCAUCGAGGAUUCCGUCUACGACGUCGCAAGAGAGCGGCUUCAGCACGAGUACGAGCAGAUGAAGAACCUCGAGGCCGGCAAGGGCCAGGGGUUGAAGGACAAGCGCAUCCAGCGCUGGAUGUGGGAGUGGCACAUGAAGCUGCGCGAGCGCAUAGGCACGGAGAUCAAGAACAUCACCGCCUUCGAGAAGAAAAACUACUCGUACGGCCGGCCUAAGGCGCACCUCAAGUACCAGGCCGAGAUGAUCUCCCCCUACCUCGCCCUGGUCAACGCCGAGCGCCUUUCCCUGCUCACCAUCAUGGAGCUGAUGACGCUGCACGACACGGGCGGCGUCACGGACGGCAUGAAGACCGCGCGCGCCGUCAUCGCGGUCGGCAAGGCCGUCGAGGCGGAGUACAAGGCGCAGAUGUGCAAGCGGAACCACAUUGCGGUGCCGUCCAGCACGCGCUCGUCGGAUGUCUCAGUCUUCUCCAACCUGGGGUACUCGAACUUGCAGGAGCGCCGCGUCGCUGCUGCGCGCCUGAUGGAGGAUGGUGAGGCGUGGACAGCUCCGUGGUCGGUGCACACUCGCGCGCGGGUUGGUGGAGUCUUGAUUGACUGCCUGAUGGACACGGCGAAGGUGCAGCGGACGGCGGUGGACAAGAAUGACGGCAAAAUCCUCACUGAGGAGCAACCGGCUUUCUACCACAGCUACGAGUAUGUGCAGGGCCAGCGGCUAGGCGUCAUCAAGCUCAACCAGGAGGUCGCGGCGCAUAUGGCGAACGAGUGGACUAUCGACACCGUGCACCCGCGUCAUCUGCCCAUGUUGGUCAAGCCGAAGCCAUGGCUCAAUUACAACGAUGGCGGGUACUUGUACCACAAGACGUACGCCAUGCGGUUCAAGGGAUCGCGUGAACAGCAGGCAUACCUCAAGCAUGCAUCUGACGCUGGUCAGUGCGAGCUAGUGUACGCCGGCUUGGACGUCUUGGGCAGCACGCCUUGGAAGAUCAACCGCAAGAUCUUCGACGUUGUCCUCGAGGUCUGGAAUCGCGGCGACCGCUGGGGGAAGCUGCCGCCCGCCACCUUCGAUGAGCCCGAGCCUGAGGCACUAUCGCCUGAUGCGGACUCGCGGAAGCGCGCAGACUGGUCGCAUGCGAUGAAGCUCUACAACCAGGCGAAGCAGUCAAACCACAGUCACAGGUGUAGUGUGAACUACAAGAUUGAGAUCGCUCGGACAUUCCUCGGCGAGACCUUCUACCAGCCCCACAACCUCGACUUCCGUGGCCGCGCAUACCCCGUCCCCCCUCACUUGAAUCACAUCGGCGAUGACUUGUCCCGCGGGUUGCUCAUGUUCGCGGAGAAGAAGCCCCUCGGCGAGCGCGGCUUCCGCUGGCUCAAGAUCCACAUCGCCAACUUGUACGGCUUCGACAAGGCUUCCUUCGACGAGCGCGUGCAAUGGGUCGAGGACCGCCUUGCGGACGUCUACGACUCGGCAAACAACCCCAUCAAUGGCAAGCGCUGGUGGCUCGAGGCCGAUGACCCCUGGCAAUGUCUCGCUGCGUCCAUGGAGCUUCGCGACGCGAUCGAAAGUGGAAACCCCCUGGCGUUCGAGAGCUCGCUGCCGGUGCAUCAGGACGGGACGUGUAACGGUUUGCAGCACUAUGCUGCGCUCGGCGGUGAUCCCGAGGGUGCGGCACAGGUCAACUUGCAGAAGGCGGACCGUCCGUCGGAUGUGUACACGUACGUCGGGCGCAUGGUCGAGCGCAUUAUGGAGGAGGACGAGAAGAAAGGGGACCCGAUGGCGAUAUUGCUGAAGGGCAAGAUCUCGCGUAAGGUCGUGAAGCAGACGGUCAUGACGACGGUGUAUGGCGUCACGUUCAUUGGUGCGCGCGACCAGAUUGAGCGCCAGCUGCGCGACCGUAAGGAUAUCCCUCCGGAGCAUUGCUGGGGCGCGGCUACGUAUCUGGCUCGCAAGGUCCUCGCCUGCAUUGGUGACCUGUUCUACGGCGCGAAGCACAUCAUGACCUGGCUCAACCUCUGCGCACGCCUCAUCGCCAAGUCCAUCCCAAUGGACCGCCUUCAGGAGAUGAUCGUUGCGGAGAAUGAGCAGGCAAAGGCGAAGCAGGACAAGCGGAAGCGGAAGGACCUGGGCAGCAAGCACAAGGUUCUCAAGCGCGAGCAGAUGACCAGCGUGGUGUGGACAACGCCCAUGGGCCUUCCGAUCGCGCAGCCGUACCGCAAGGCGACACGCAAGCAGGUCAAGACAGCGCUGCAGACGGUGCUCAUCACGGACCCGAACAGCUUGGCCGAAGUUAACUCGAGCAAGCAGGCCACCGCCUUCCCGCCCAACUUCAUCCACAGCCUCGACGCCACGCACAUGAUGCUCACCGCGCUUGAGUGCCGGCAACAGGGGCUCACGUUCGCGUCCGUGCACGACUCGUACUGGACGCACGCGUGCAGCAUCGACCAGAUGUCGGGCAUCAUCCGCGACACGUUCAUCGCGCUGCAUUCGUCCGACGUGCUGAUGCGCCUGCACAAGGAGUUCCUGACACGGUACGCGAACUACAAGAUCCCGCUGAUCAGCCUCGGCGCGCCCAAAUUCAUGCGCGACCUCCGCGCGGCGGGCGCGCGCAUCUACUGCACGCCCGAGCAGGCGGAGAAGCUGCAGGGCAUCCGCGAGCUGCUCGAGGUCUCGGAGACGGCGACGCCGACCGUGGACGAGAGCAAGGCGCAGGACACGGUGCAGUCGCUGCUCGGCAAGGACGCGGCGGAGCUCGACGACAAGGCGCGCCUGAAGAAGCUCGCGGACAUGCUGAACGGGGAGCCGGCGAAGACGACGAAGAAGGGGGCGGAGGACGAGGACGAUGCGGAGGUGGAGGAUCCGGCGGAGGACGUCAGCUCGGUGGACAAGCAGGCGAUGGUCGACUUGUUGGGCAAGUUCGUGAACUUGACCGAUAUCUUGCCGCCGCUACCCCCCAAGGGUACUUUCCGCGUUGAGGACAUCAAGGAGUCGCCGUACUUCUUUUCAUAG